Molecule: messenger RNA, 576 nt
Organism: Purpureocillium lilacinum
Lineage: Eukaryota; Fungi; Ascomycota; Sordariomycetes; Hypocreales; Ophiocordycipitaceae
Source: RefSeq, a predicted model, not a curated record
AUGCCUCUCUCCUGCGAAGCCGUCAAGUUCCAAGACGGCCCGGCCAUCGCAAACGCCUACAUCAGCGCCUUCUUCGGCGACCCCUUCCAUGACACCACCAUCCAGGACGUGCCCUUUGACAGGCAGGUCGCCGGCGUCGUCCGGCGCUUCCCGCGCAACUUUAUCCAGCCCAAGAGCCAUUACCGCAAGGUCGUCGACACGGACACGGGCGAGGUCGUGAGCUACGCGAAAUGGGGCCUCGUCAACUUUGACGGCGAGAGCAUCCUGCCGCAGGACCGUGACGUGCCGCCAGAGUCCGUCGAGGCGACCAAGGCGCCUUACACGGACCCAGAGGGCAUCAACGACCCCUUUGCCGACUGGUUCACCGACCAGAUGCUCGGCACCGUUCCCAGCGCGCAGCGCAGGGGUGCCGGCGCGCUGCAGGUGCAAUGGGGUGUCGAGUUCGCCGACCGACACGGACUGCCCUGCUGGACCGAGGCGUCGCCGCACUCAGUGCGGAUCCUGCAGCGCUUCGGGUUCAAGACGGUGCAGGAGGUUGUCUGCCCGAUCGAUGAGCGCCGCGGAGGCGGGACGUGA